GCCAGAGCCCCUACUACAGUGGCGUUACUGAGCGCCCAGGAUAGGAUACCGUGCGGACACGCGCAUCCACACGCACGUGUGCGCGCACACAUACACACACACACACACACGCAUAUACACUUACAUACAAACGCACACAAACCUCAGAGACACAUAGAUGGAAUUAUAAGAAUGGAAUAUCUCUGGGUUCUGUUUACUGUUGUUUCACAGUUUGUCGUCAAACCAGGCAGUACCAGGCCCGUAAUUACACCAGACGGAUCCCAGCUUGCGGUGCAGCUGGAUGAAAACCUCCUUCUUCAUUGCCAUGGUGAUUCCGAAGUGCGUUGGCUACGGGAAGAUCGUCCAACCCGGAUAAUAAGGGAAGAGCAGAGGGACCACCAACUGUCAACCAUCAAAGUGCCGAAAGCGAAGCCGCAGCAUCAAGGCAAAUACAUUUGCUUGGAGGAGUCUUCGGGAGAGGAGAGUUUCAUUUAUGUGUAUGUGAAAGCCUUCCUCUUAGCAGAUCCUGACAAUGCCUUCAGGAAGACAAUCAUCCCAGACAUCAUGGCCAAGGAAGGAGACACUGCUUUAAUCCCCUGCAUCGCCACAGACCCCAAAAUGGCCAGCCUGCAACUGAAGACAUGUGAUGGACAGUCACUGCCUACAAGGCUGAGAUACACUGCUAACACUGAGACAGGCAUUUCCUUGUUAAAUGUCCAGAUCAGCUACAAAGGAUGCUACAUCUGCAGUGGAAAGCUGGGAGAGAAGACAGCCCUAUCUAGGGAAUAUAUGCUUAAUGUGCUAGCGGUUCCAGUUGGACGGCCCAAUAUUACACUUCAGGAGCAAAGCAGAGUUCUCCUAACUCAGGGUCAGAAGCUCACACUCACCUGCUCCACUUCCAAUGUCAACAGUGAGAUCAAGGUUAACUGGUUCCCACCACCUGGUGUGAAAGCUUCCGUGCAGCAGAGCUCCCAACUUUUGACAGAUCCUGUCCUGCACAAACGCACAGCCACACUCCAAAUGCAAGCUGUGACAGCUCAGGACUCGGGAAGCUACCGCUGUGAGGCAUGGAACAGCAUAGGGUCUACUGCUGAGAGCGUCUGGGUGGAUGUCUACAGCAAAGGAUUUAUUAACGUGACCCAUGUAGAUAACAGGACGUGGAGAGUGCGAGAAGGAGAGAGCUUGUCCUUGGGUGUGAAUUUGGAAGCCUACCCUAAACCACAUGUCUUUUCCUGGAGCUACAACCGGAAAAAUCUCACUAACACAACUGAGCAUGUUAUCACCACACACUCGCAUGCACACAGUUAUCGCAGUCAGUUGAAGCUUGUGCGUCUGAAAGUAUCAGAGAGUGGGGUCUACACUUUUCUGGCUUCCAAUGGGGAUGCUAGUGUCAACCUGACUUUUGAAGUUCAUGUUCUAAGCAAACCAGCAAUUGUAUCUCAUGAAGGUCCGGUCGAUGGGCAAGUGCGCUGUGUGGCCGAAGGUUAUCCCCCACCUCAGAUCACAUGGUACUACUGCGAUCAACCCCAUGCCAGGUGUUCUAAUUUGUUAAAUGCCACACAAGAGGAGGAGGACGUUGUCACAGUCACCAUGACUAACCCACCCUUUGGGAAGGGAGCGGUGGAGAGCCGCUUAAACAUCACCAAGAACAAUUACCCCACCCUGGAGUGUGUGGCUUCAGCUGAAGGCGAGAUUGUCUACACACUGUUUUCUAUCAGUGAACGUACUGUUCCUCAUGAGCUUUUUACUCCAUUGCUGAUUGGCUUCAUUGCUGCAGCAGCCAUCCUUUGCCUCAUCCUGUUUAUUCUCACUUACAAGUAUAUGCAGAAACCUAAAUUCCAGAUUCAGUGGAAAGUCAUAGAAGGAAUCCAUGGCAACAACUACGUCUAUAUUGACCCUACUCAGCUUCCGUACGACCACCAGUGGGAGUUUCCACGGGACAGGCUGCGAUUCGGCAAAACUCUUGGCUCAGGAGCAUUCGGGAAAGUAGUAGAAGCCACAGCAUAUGGAAUGUCCAAAGCAGAUACAGUGAUGACUGUGGCAGUCAAAAUGCUAAAACCGAGCGCUCAUGCCACUGAGAAAGAGGCUCUGAUGUCGGAACUGAAGGUGCUCAGUUACCUUGGCAAUCACAUAAACAUCGUCAACUUACUGGGUGCCUGCACUGUUGGAGGUCCAACCCUGGUGAUAACUGAGUACUGCUGUUUUGGUGACCUGCUGAACUUCCUGCGCCGAAAGCGUGACUGCUUCUGCUGCUCCAGACUGGGAGAUGACUCUUACUAUAGAAAUGUCUUGUUAUGUCCAGAUUCUGGUGAAGGUAGAAAUGGCUAUAUGUCGAUGAGGCCUUUGGUUUUAGGAGUUCAGUCCAUGGAGAAACGUUCAUUACCUAAAGGUGUUGGCUCUUAUACUGACUGUGAGGUGUUCAGUGAAGUUCUUCAGGAGGACGGUUUGGCUUUGGACACUGAAGAUCUACUCAGCUUCUCUUAUCAAGUUGCCAAGGGCAUGGACUUCCUGGCGUCUAAAAAUUGUAUUCACAGAGACCUGGCAGCCAGAAACAUCCUUCUGACACAAGGUAGAGUGGCCAAGAUCUGCGACUUUGGACUUGCCCGUGACAUCACUACUGACUCCAACUAUGUGGUAAAAGGAAAUGCUCGUCUGCCAGUGAAGUGGAUGUCUCCAGAGAGUAUCUUUGAGUGUGUAUACACAUUUGAAAGUGACGUCUGGUCUUACGGCAUCUUGCUGUGGGAGAUCUUCUCUCUGGGAAGCAGUCCUUACCCUGGAGUACCUGUAAACGCCAAAUUCUACAAGAUGAUCAAGGAAGGAUACCGAAUGGAUUCACCCGAGUUUGCGCCAAAUGACAUGUAUGAAAUCAUGCGAUCAUGUUGGGAUGCAGAUCCCUCCCGGAGACCCUCAUUUGGCAAGAUAGUGGAGAAAGUUGAACAGCAGAUUUCAGACAGCACCAAACAUAUCUAUCUGAACUUCAGCUCCAGGUUGCCUGUAGUCACAAGUCCUCGAGAGGAGCCUUUUUCUCACUCCUCACCAUGCAAUUCAGGAAGUGGUCAUAGCACUCCUACUCUGCCUCUACUCUCCACUGACGAUGUUUUUUUAGAGGAAGCAGCUCCCAGGCAGCCACAGGCAUAAAAAAACAUCUACCAAAAUGCUGGUUUAUCCAUCAAGACUAAGCCUUUCAGACUAGCCUGUGCUGAGGAAAAUACGACUGGAUCGAACACUGGAUCAGUCAUCAAGGCGGAAAGACGUCACAUCAACUUCCCACAACUCUUCCCCUUUCCUGAUGUACAUAGCGGAUGAUGUACAGAGUAAUUUUCACUCUUUUUCUCCCCCAUUGCUGCAGGAUCAUGUGACAUGGGAUGAUGGGACACAGAAGUUUUAGGGAGAGUUUAUAAUUUUCCUUUAUUUUCUUUGAUAUUCUGCACAACAGGCCUCCUUUUGUGGUACUUUUUUUUUAUUCUGCAUAGGUACUGGGGAACAAAGUUGAUAAUCUAUCAGGAUUUAUUUUCGUGAUCAUAGCACGCACACAUAAACAUGACGCCGAUAUUUAAAAGCUUUGUGUGUUUUUAGGCGCUCCUGCACAGUUGGCAAUGUGAUGUAGUGCAAAUUUGUCGAGACCUAUAUACAAGUGCAUAUGUUUUUAUUUUUUUGAAGGCAAAAGGUCCAGAAUCCACAGUCAAUGGAAACCUAAAAGAGGGAGGAACUUUAAAGUUGGGAGACAAAUGUCUAGGAGAGGACUUACAACACUGUGUCUUAGCCCUGCAUCUGUAUUAAGAGGGGGCAGUGGGGGUAGUAUUGUUCAUGCAGUUUAUUAUCAGUAUAGAAUCUGAAAUUCCACAAAGGAUUUCACACCCAGUUUUGCCCAACCUUUAUCCACAUGUGCGCAGCAUGUCAAUUUACAGUCAGGAAAAUAAAACAGAGCACAAACAUGACAGAAAUGUCUUGCAUGCCACCAAAUAUACCGGCUCAGCAAAUUACACUUGCAACGAUGAAAGCUUAUGCAUCUAUCCUUCAUUUACAGGUCAAUACAAAUAGACAGAAAAGCACUUUUAAUCACUAUCUUGUAUGUAGAUGCGCUUUCUUUGCAGUAUAUAGUAUACAUAUAUGUCCUGGAUUCUUUGUUUUUGAAAGCACAUAUUAGUAUUGUGCUUGAUCUAAUGGCUUUAGGACAUUUUGGUAGAGAUAUGCUGCCUCAGUAUUAUUCAAAUACGGAUUGAGUAAAUUUUUGACAGCACGCUUUGCUUAUAUGCAAAUGACAGCUUAAUAAUUAGGUGAAGUGCAUGUUUUUUUUUCCUCUGGUCUCUACAUUUCUGGUGGUUUCGAUGAGUACAGGAACACAACAGCUCCCUUGUUUUUCUUAAGUCGUUAUUAUUCAUAGAUUUUUUUCCUGUUGUUACAGUAUAAAUAACAGCUUCUUAUAGAACUUCUUUUUUUUUCACAAGGAAACAAAGUAGCACCUCAAAGUGGUAAAGUGUAAACGGCGAGUUGUCUGUGCAGAAUAACAUAUAGGCUUCAAGAUCAGUAUUAUGCUUGGAUUGUUAUGUGAAGGAUUUCGUCCAGAACUUUAAUCUAGAAAUUGUGAGAAAUCUAAUUAACCAGAGUCCUUCAGGCUUCCCAAAUACACCGGCUAAGAUGUUGAGCAGAUUCCAAAGAAAAUUAAAAGGACUUUGUAAAGAUCAUUUCACCUUCUACUUAUCCACUUCUACUGUGGUAUAUACAUGGACAUGGCUGAGUAGUGUAAAUUUGUGCUUCAUCAAUGAAUCUCUCACAUUUCAAAUUACAACUGUCUGUGGUGUAGGUGCAGCUGCCUAGACCUUGGAUUAGUUAAAGCAUUUUAAACAUUGCAUAUUUUGUGAGGACCAGUCUCAAGAGACUCCAAUUCCAACAUUUGAAGCUGUUGAUAUGGAAGCAGAGAAAUAUGUUUUUGUAGAUAUGUACAUUUUUACUAAAGCGCAUUGGUUUAAAGAUAUUGUAAUGUAUAUUAUCCUUUCUGUUCACAUGUUUAUGAAGAAAUCAGUUUUUUUGUCAUUACAUACAGUAUAUGUACAAUAAGUGUUGCCGAGUAUAUCUGAGCUUAGGACAUUAGAGUUAGGCUAUGAAGGUGCAUCAGAAAAGCAUUGUAUGUCAUUCUCAGCACCACUACCAACUGUUGUGCCUCAGAGUCAACAACACUUAGAAUAAAAGUCUGCUCUUUUGCCAAUAAGAAUCUUGCUGUCGAGGAAAUCGACAACUGAAAGCUACUGCUUCUCAGAAAUGGGUGCCAAUGGGCACACACUUUGCAUAGGAACAGCCAAUGGGAGGCGUCUCAUUGGAUCUGACAGUGGAGGGGUAGCUGCUCUGAGGGAGAGCCAAUGAGAGAAUUCUCAAUUCUUGUUGACCUGCCAGUUGGGAAAAGAGCAGCCUUGCAUUAGAGAUGGAGUGUUAGUCUGAAUCCUGCAACAGACUGAGCGAUUUAGACCAUGCCAGGUAGACUAAGUUGUAACAGCAGUAGCCAGGCACUCGUCAGUAGUUAAUUUCCUCGCUCUCUUUCUGUUCUUUGUGUCCAGCUGCUUCCUCCAGCGGAAGUUUCACUUCCAGGGCACUUGAGUUGGGGAGAUCCCAGCCGCUCUCUAUCCCACCUCCACCGCUUUCCUCUCACCCUCUUCCCACACUGUGACAUUGUUCUAAGGGGCACCUGUCUGCACUUGUGUGUAUGUGUGUGUGUGUGUGUGUGUGUGUGAUUGUGUAUGUCUGUGGCUGUGUGUGUUCCUUGUAGCAUAAUGCAGGUCAUUUUGCUGGUAAGACACCAGAGCACCGAUGAGCUAUUAUUUAUACAGCUUGUCAAAUACACUGUAUACCAUAAACUGGUUCCCAGCUGCUGGUUUAUGGCCAAGAUACCACUCCUGUGCUUUUGCUUGCUCUAUUGUAUCAUGUGUAAAUGAUGUCACUAUUUUUUAGGGCCGUGGUACGUUUAUGCUAAUGCUGUAAACAUUUAAGUGCACCUCUUUGUUUUGUGUGUGUGUGUUUUUCAUAUUUCCUUUGCAUAUCCAUUGCAGAAUGGUUACUCAACUAGUUCCACCCGUUGGCUGUGUGUAUAUGAAUUAAGGUCCUAACAUAACAUGUGGCUUAAAUGCCUGUAGCAGAUGUGCGACUUCAUUGAUAUUUGGUACACCUAGUGUACAGCAGUAUAUCACAACAUCUAAUCACAUGUAAACCAAUGUAACGUCAUCAUGUCGUAUUUACUACAGUAUAUGAUAAAGCAUGGAUAUUUUAUUUUUUAGGUCUGUUUUAGGACAAAUGAUUGGUGAUUAUUUGUCCCUUGAAGAGAAGGUUUGAUCUGCGCAUUUCUUCAUUGUAUAUUUAUUUAAAAGGUUUUAUUUUGCAAACCUUUGAAAUGUUUUAUUGUGUAAGACCUGUCAUGUGUGUCUGUCAUGUUUUGUUAUUAUACACUGUAAAUAAACCAUUGAAACAGAAAUGA
Messenger RNA from Silurus meridionalis, 6442 nucleotides. It is a transcript of the gene kita, whose product is annotated as KIT proto-oncogene, receptor tyrosine kinase a. NCBI's taxonomy places the organism in Eukaryota, Metazoa, Chordata, Actinopteri, Siluriformes, Siluridae. Gene Ontology annotation, molecular function: ATP binding; cytokine binding; transmembrane receptor protein tyrosine kinase activity. Gene Ontology annotation, cellular component: signaling receptor complex. Bases 172 to 3117 code for a protein of 981 amino acids. The record is from RefSeq and is a predicted model, not a curated record. Gene Ontology annotation, biological process: protein phosphorylation; Fc receptor signaling pathway; Kit signaling pathway. The transcript is spliced from 21 exons.